AUGAUUGGGCAAUUAACAGAUUCACGAUGGCCAUCGGGUGGGAGGAAAACUCAAGAGGCCAACAACAUAGCAAUACAUGUCACUCCACCCGAUGGCGAAGAAGAUGACGAGAUAGUACCACCGCUUCGGCCGCGGAGAAAACUCAGCAGCCCGCUAAGUAGUAUGCCGAUCGCCGCCGAUGGCUUCGUCUGUAGCCCUGCACCUCGAUCACUGUCUCCAUUGGACCGCACGAAGAGGCGUUUCAGUACUAUGGUCUCCAGCGCCGCCGCUGCGGCGGUCUCCCGUCGGCUCUCCGCCACCAUAGGCUGGUGCCUCGCCUCACCCACGCAAGUCAAGCCGCAAAUCGUUCGUCAGGGCCGCGCUCUGUGUUUGCAGUACAUCAAAACACAAAUACGAAGAUCGUCUACAUGUCCAAAAAAGCAAAUUGUAUUGAAACGGCUGCAACAAAUGCUGGAAACCGAGUGUGGUGAGGAAGCCGUGUCUAAUACGGAAAACGGAGUACUGGCCGCGCUCCGUGCUCUGUGCGCCGCUCUCGAGAGAAAACGCCCGGACGCCUUCCGUCACGUGGCUAGGCAAGCGACUCGCGCACCCUCCACUAUGCUCCGUUCCGACACUGCCUUGGCUGAGCUUGCACUUGCUCUUGCGAGGCGAAUUACGAGAGAAAACAUCACCUGGUCGAAGAUAGCAGCGGUGUAUUGUGUAUGCGGAGCUUUGGCGCGCGAGGCUGCAGAAGCAUCUGACAGUGAACCUUCUCUUGAAUUAGUGACGGCACCUGCAGCAGCUAUAGCUGAUUUGCUGCACGAAGAACCAGGAUCGUGGAUUGCAGCUCACGGGGGUUGGAACGGGCUCAUCGAGCGCUUACGCGCCAGCGAACGUGAUCAGCGAUCUGAGAAAACCCUCCGUGUCAUGGUGUCGUUCUUCGUAAUGGCUUGUUUGUUAUUGCUUCUUUUGAGAUGGGUUAUCCAAGGACACCCGGCAUACUACGCC
Messenger RNA from Iphiclides podalirius (scarce swallowtail), 987 nucleotides. Lineage: Eukaryota; Metazoa; Arthropoda; Insecta; Lepidoptera; Papilionidae. The record is from the annotation of a GenBank genome assembly.